AUGGCAAACUCUUUCUCUCAACAAACCAGAUUUGCGCAUGAUUCAUCACAGAUGCUUCAAACCAACCAGACACAGAAUGGGCAGCGCACAAAAGCCCAGACUUUACCCGAAGAAUCCCCACAUCUUUCAGACUGGGUUCCAUCUACAAAAUCACAACUUCAAGGUGGAUAUAUAACAUUGCCGGAAUAUCGUGCUAUUUCAAUUCGAGUGCUGCACUCAGAGCCUAAAAGGGUGGAGUCUUUCCUUGAGCAAUUUCGAGCAACCAAAGUGAUUGAAGAUGCUAAAAAUGAUGGCCAGAUUUUCAAGAGCUCAGACAUAAUCCGUGAUCACAUUAAUUGGUCUAUGAAGAAUGAUAAACACCAUUUAAGUGAUUAUGUUGAGCUUCUGGCUCACAACCCAGAGUACCAUAAUGAAAUGGAAAAAUUCAGAAGUUUUGUAUUGGAAGGAGGUGGAUUUAAUUACCAAGAUUUCACUGGUAGUUCAUGGGAUUAUAACUCAGUAAAAGAGAUUUUUCAACAAUGGAAGAUACUCAAAAGUCCUAAUUGGAAAGAUUCCCCAGAGACAAAAGGCAAAUUAAUGGAGCUUCAUAUGGGAAAAGACACCAGAUCACAAGGUCCCACAGGAAUGAAGAUUAUCACCCACUCUGGUCUGGUUCAGGAAACUGACACAAGCCUUCUGAGAUGGAUCCCAUCCACAAAAUCAGAACUUGAUAAUGGUUACAUGAAAUUGCGGGAAUAUUCUGCCAUCAUAAGAAGAUUGUUGGAAAUACCACGUGGAAAAAUGACUGAGUUUGUUGAUCACUUCAAGCAUGCUCUUGUUGGCUCAAUUUUGGGAGGGGAAUCCUCAAUAGAUGAAUUUGUAAAGAUAUAUGAGCUCAAGGAAGAUUUCACACAAUUUUUGUUGGAGGGAGGUGGAAAUGAUGUUGUGGACUUCUCUGGAGCAUCUUGGGACUACAGAGAUGUUCAAAAGACAUAUGAAGAUUGGAAGAAAUUCUGUAGGAGCAAUUGGAGGGAGCCACAAGACACAGACAAGAAAUUUAUGUCAUGGAAACAAUUUGAACAGCAUUCAGCCAGACUUUUUGGUUUGGAUGAUAAAUUGAUUCAAGAUAUGAAAAACUCUGAAUAUCUGCCACCUUUGAUCGUGGAAAAGAUGAAUUCAGGAAUGUCUUUGAAGGGAAUAGCAAAAGAAUUGGAGCAGGAAUUUCUAGAUAUCAGGAAAAGCUCAUCUGAUAUCCCAGUCCCUACAGCCACAAGUGAGAAAGUAUCUCUCAAACCAACAGGAAUGAAAACCCCACCAGUAUCCAAUAAAGAGCAAGAAAUUAGUCCCCCAAGGAAAUUAAGUUUCAUUUCAAGAUGGGUGAAAAAAAUUACUCAGGCUACAAAAACUGUUUGGCAAAAAUUGAUGAGCAUCUUCAAGGGAACUUCUAAAUAG
Molecule: messenger RNA, 1431 nt
Organism: Puccinia graminis f. sp. tritici CRL 75-36-700-3
Lineage: Eukaryota; Fungi; Basidiomycota; Pucciniomycetes; Pucciniales; Pucciniaceae
Exons: 16
Coding region: 1-1431 (476 amino acids)
Source: RefSeq, a predicted model, not a curated record